AUGGAUGCCGUUGCCGCCCUCCGAUUUGAGGGAGAAGAUUCCGCCGUGAACGUCGUAACCUACAUGGAGGGACAGCUGCCCGUAUACAUCAGGCGAUCUCUGGAUACGCACGUGGAGGAGACAGAGGAGGCCAAGAAGGACGGCCACGGUGGACCCAGGCGAGUGUUUCGAGCAAGGAGGACGCUUAGUGCACGUUCAUCUACACCAGCUAACCCGUUCUUGUUCGAGUAUCCGCUUGGCAAGGCGGCGGGGGGGGACAGGUUCGCGGACAAGGUCCGGAUAUACGCACUGGACGUGUGCCGCACCAAUGACGGAGAACUUUUGAACGAUAACCUCGUCGAUCUGUACCUGAGGAGCAUGCUCGGAGACAAGCAUGUAGAGAGGGGCAAAGGUGUCUUCGGCGUUCCACGCGGCGAUGCCGGCGAGAGUACCCGUGAUGCCGGCGCUGGAGCCGCAAGCAAUGAAUGGUAG
Molecule: messenger RNA, 471 nt
Organism: Ectocarpus siliculosus
Lineage: Eukaryota; Phaeophyceae; Ectocarpales; Ectocarpaceae
Source: the annotation of a GenBank genome assembly